UGCAAACGUCUCAAGCUGAAGUGCGACAGACGAACACCGUGCUCGUCGUGUCUGAAGCGCGACACUGUUCAGCGGUGCGUCUAUUCGCAAGCCGCCGCAGAAAAGAUCGACGUACAGUCGUGCAUAACCGCAUCCUUGUGGUCGAGGGUCUGCUGCAAAUUGAGCGAGGCACCGGCAGGCAUAUCGCUGCAGGCUGUACUCGGAAGCAGUGGUUCAAGGCCCGUUUGGAAGUGCGAGCACGCCUCCAGCUACCAUGCCAGGAGCAAUCGCGGCUCGAGUAUGAACUCUUCGGUAAUGCCGAGCAUCAGCAAUGACCGCGCGCUGCUCGCGACCGGCGCAAAGGGAGUUCUGUCGUGA
Molecule: messenger RNA, 357 nt
Organism: Fomitopsis serialis
Lineage: Eukaryota; Fungi; Basidiomycota; Agaricomycetes; Polyporales; Fomitopsidaceae
Exons: 1
Biological process (GO): regulation of DNA-templated transcription
Molecular function (GO): zinc ion binding; DNA-binding transcription factor activity, RNA polymerase II-specific
Source: RefSeq, a predicted model, not a curated record